Messenger RNA from Lactuca sativa (garden lettuce), 2841 nucleotides. The record is from RefSeq and is a predicted model, not a curated record. Lineage: Eukaryota; Viridiplantae; Streptophyta; Magnoliopsida; Asterales; Asteraceae.
ACAAAAGCUGCUUUCGAGAUUUUCAAUAAUCUAAACUCCGAGUCUCUGAUCCUGUCGUUCACAGGACCUGUAGAUUUCUAGAAACUAAAACCCUAAUUCGGAAAACCAAAAUUAUUGAUUUUGAACCCCAAAUGUACGGAGAUCAGCAGGCAACUAUGCCCAGUUUCACUUCAUACCCGACUAAUAACCCUAACCCUGAUCCUAACCCCCCUAACGCCGAUGCCUCGCUGUACCAGUAUUCUCAUGGAUUCGAUGGGUCGGAAAUGCAAUCCGCAUUUGAGCUUGAAGAAGCUGCAGCAUCACAGAAUGAGGUGAUUUUUCAGAUAACCGAUUCAACUACAUUUGAACAUGCAACUGGCAACAUCGGUGAUGAGGCACAGCAUGUGGUGAACACAACAACAAGUCAGCCUGAAAGCAUAGAACCCAUUCAAUGUGAGGUAUGCAAUAUUACUUGUACAAAUAGGGACAUAUUCGAGAAACAUACACAAGGAAAAAAGCACAUGAAGAAUAUGCAAAAGAUUGCCAUUUCAUCUGUCAUUGGACCAAAAGUGACACCACCCACUGCUACUGCAACUUCAGUAGGAGAGUUGGAGAAUAAAAAACACUUGUUAUUGCAAAAUGGAGCAUCAGUUGAUAAAUUACUCUACUGUCAAACUUGCAAUGUGGUAUGCAAUAAUCAAGAUGCCUUUCAUGCUCAUCUUGCUGGUAGAAAGCAUUCUUCAAAGGCAAUCAUGCAGGGUGCGAGUACAAAUGACGUUUUUAACCCCACAUCAAACAAGGGUCAUGAGGCUCGGAUGAAUCCUGACCCCUUGAGGUGUGAACUUUGCAAAAUCAGCUGCACAAGCUUUGAACUCCUCAACACACACCUGUCAGGGAAGAAACACCUCAAGAAACUUAGAGAAUCAGAGCAAAUAUCAGAUCUGCCCUUGACCUUUGUCACUUCACUGGACACCCAACGUAUGCAAAAUCAGGAGUCUACCGAGGGCAAAGCCGUCAUUUCACAUGAAGGUAACACGCUGUCGUGUGAACUUUGUGGGAUCAGUUGCAACACUUAUGAGAUGCUCAGAGUUCACCUCUCAGGAAAGAAACACCAGAAGAAUUUGGAGAAAUCAGAAAAAGGAAUUGGACCUAACACUGAGCAAGGGAUGCUGCAAGAUGAAGGGAAGGAAGAGGGUAAAGUUGUAAAUUUGGUGGAUGGGAGUAACAGGAAGACAAAGAGAGUGGCAAGUGAUGAGGAAUUGGAGGCAAAGAGGCAGAAGAUUCUUCAAGGAGGAGCUGCAUCCAAUGGCUUAAGAACUUGUACUGUGUGCAAUGUUGUUUGUAGCAGUCCGGCUGUGUAUACCUCUCAUCUUGCUGGUAAGAAGCAUGCUGCAAUGGCUGUGAAACAGGCAGAAACUGGAUUGACUGGUCAAGAAACAAAACUUGAUGAAAAUUGUGACUUUAAGAAGAAUCUCGUCACAAAAUUGGAAGGAUUUGAACCCCAAAUGUCCGGAGAACAGCAACAAUUAGAUAUAACUAACCCUAACCCUAACUCUCCUCACGCUGAUGCCUCGAUCUCAAUGUACGAGGAUUCGCGUGGAUUCGAUGGGUUGGGAGCCCGACCCGCAUUUGAGCUUGACAGAGCUGCAGGGCCACAGAGUGGGAUGAUUCCACAGACUACUGAUUCAACUACAUACGAACAUCAUGUUGUGAAUGAUGCGAUAGUAACAACAAGAAGUCAGCCAAAAAGCAUCCAGUCUAUGCAAUGUGAGGUAUGCAAUGUUACUUGUGACACUAAAGAUGUACUUGAGAAACACAAACAAGGUAAAAAACACUUGAAGAAUAUGCAAAAACUUGCCAUUUCAUCUGUCAUUUCACCAAAAAUGCCACCACCAACACCCACACCCACACCCACUGCAAGUGAAACUUCAGUAGAAGAAUUGGAGAAUAAGAAGCACAAGUUAUUGCAAAAUGGAGCAUCAGUUGAUAAAUUUCUCUACUGUGAAACUUGCAAUGCGGUAUGCAAUAAUCAAAAUGCCUUCCAGGCUCAUCUCGCUGGUAAAAAGCAUUCUGCAAAGGUAAUGAUGCAGCUUGUGGUUACGAAUGGGGUUGUUAACACCACAUCAGAAUCAGACCCUAAGGAUCCUACUCCCGAGCCUGAGGUUCAAACCAAUAAUAAUCCCAACCCCAUACGGUGUCAACUCUGCAAAAUAAACUGCUCCAGCAUUGAAGUCCUCAACACACACAUGUCAGGGAAGAAACACCUCAAGAAACUUAAAGAAUCAGACCAAAUACCGGAUCCUUCCUUGACCCUUAUCAAUUCACAACAAGGUAAACCCGUGUGGUGUCAACUUUGUGGGAUCAGUUGCGACACAUACGAUGUCUUCAAAACCCACCUAUCAGGAAAGAAACACAAAAAGAAUUUGGAAAAAUCAGAAAAACCAGUGGGACCUACUACUACUACUACAGGAGGAGGGAUGUUGCAAAAUGAAGAGGGUAAAGUUGUAAAUGUGGAUGGAAAUGGAAGUGACAGGAAGACAAAGAGAGUGGGAGGUGAUGAGGAUAUGGAGGCAAAGAGGCAGAAGAUUUUGCAAGGAGGAGGAGCAUUGGAUGCUUUAAGGAUUUGUACGGUGUGCAAUGUUGUUUGUAGCAGCCCUACUGUGUAUGAUUCUCAUGUUGCUGGUAGGAAGCAUGCUGCAAAUGCAAUGCUUGUCAAACAGGCAGAAACCCAUGAAAUCUGAAUGUGUAGUUAUUUUUGUAGAUAUAAAUUCUGAAUUUGAGAUGAAUGAAUCUUGGAUAGUUUUUUGACUAGGAAAAUAGUUAUGAUGAUCAUAUUAAUUUUGUCUAUUUUUAUAUAUUAAA